AUGCCCGCCAGAUUAGAGGCACCGGUCCUGACCGUCGACGUGGGUCUUAUCCACAAGGUCGACACCCGCAAUGUUGAGAAUCUCUUCAGCAUGUGGUCAGGUGAGCAUCGCUCUGAGAACGUGCCCGUUUCGCGUCCCUAUACUAACACCACAUACCCAGUCUUCUCCAGAUGCUCAGAAUCAUUAGAGCAAGGACGCCGAUUAGAAAACCUCAGCUGGAGGUUAUGGAACCGCGAGACCUUCUGCUGCGACCCAGUUUCACAGGCCAACGCGACCACCCCCUCCAUCUCCCGUCCCGCAAGAAGUUCAGCCCGCUCCGAAUCCUCAGAUCUCCCCAGUCUCUCAGGCAGCCUCGACUCAUUAGCCGACGAAGAGGCGAUCGAAUUCGAUACGGAGAGCAGCCCAGAAUCAAACCCCGCCGCCCUCGAUAUCCCCACCUUCCAACCCCAAGGCCUGGAUUCCGCCAACAGCAGGAGUCGCGGCCGUGAGAGGCAUAUUACCCCGGAUGAUCUCAAGAAGAUGAUGAUCAGCAUCAAGGAGGAAAAGGUCCUGGAACCACUCGCCGCAAGCGUCCAUUCAUACCUGGCUGCUCCUGUCGCGAAGGUCCUAGCCCAACAGCAGCCGGCAGCAUCCACGCUGUCAAGUGCCGCUCCGGCGGUAGAAAGCGGGUCCCUGACAUCGGAUUCGUGUUCCGGCCACUCUUCGCCACCUACUCUCGACUCAGCCAGUGGCACCUCUGAACGGAGCACUACCAGCAUUGUCAGGGGUUUCUCACCUUCACAUGUUAGCUCCUCGUUUAGAUCUGUUCCCCUUCCUGCGGCGGCGUCCACUCCAGUAACCGACAUCGCCCCUGCUACGCCUUCAAAAGGACGACUAUCGAAGAAGCCCGGCAUGUUCUCACUAGGAGGAUCAUCGGCUGAGGACUCGCUGAGUGAACAGGCCAACUCAUUAGAAACCCAUGUCCAGCUGCCACCAAAGAAGAAGGCCGCGAUGUUCUCCUUCGGCGGAUCAUCCAACGAAGAUGAGAGCUCAUUACCACAGAACAUGACGAAAGGCCCAUUGCCCAACGCCCACAAGAAGCAGGCAUCGUUCAAGGAGAGUGUUGCGACCAAGACCAUCCAGGAGGAACAGGCCGUGGACGACGACGUCUUCGAGACCGACGAUGAGGACGACAUUGAUGAGAGCGCCAUCGAUGAUGAUGACGAUUCAUCUGACUGGGAGGACUCUGUUGAGGAUAGUGGAAACCCAAGUAUUGAUGAGAAGACCUUCUUCCAGCGAGUGGACUCCAGACCAAACCUGACAUCGCGCCGUUCUCUCAUCACCACCAUGCUCCACCAAAACGACAGGGCCAACGCGCUUGCUCAGGCGGCCGCAAAUUCACAAUCAACACCUGCCUUCCAGAGAUCCCGAACAACCUCUCCCAACGGCCCAUCCCUAGCUGCGUCUCCAGAUUCUGACGACCAAGGCCUGAUGAUGAUGAAGAAGGGGCUAAAACCCAUCCCAGAGGUCCCUCGAUCAACAGCACAGCCAAUUAACAGGCCCACACCCGCAAUGGCUCCCCAGCAAGCUCUCUCGCCCCGAACAACCCGUCGCAAGAUGAUCAAUGACGAGCUUACUGUCAGCCUCCGCCAGCAUUUGGUUUGGGAACAUCGACAGAAGUCACAAACUGCCAACGCCGUCCUCCAACGCCGACACACCACACAGGACGUCGCGAACCUCAAGCAGUACCCGGACAAGCUCUAUAUGCACACCAAAGAAGGCGAUGCAGUCAACGCGAGCUGGAACCAAUAUUUCGGCAACGGAUUGGGCGAAUACCAUUCCAAGGGAUGGUAG
Venustampulla echinocandica is the source of this 1833-nucleotide messenger RNA. RefSeq lists its product as uncharacterized. Gene Ontology annotation, cellular component: cytoplasm. The record is from RefSeq and is a predicted model, not a curated record. The transcript has a single exon. Gene Ontology annotation, biological process: regulation of nitrogen utilization; negative regulation of transcription by RNA polymerase II; mitochondria-nucleus signaling pathway. Bases 1 to 1833 code for a protein of 610 amino acids. Lineage: Eukaryota; Fungi; Ascomycota; Leotiomycetes; Helotiales; Pleuroascaceae.